Molecule: messenger RNA, 1608 nt
Organism: Triplophysa dalaica
Lineage: Eukaryota; Metazoa; Chordata; Actinopteri; Cypriniformes; Nemacheilidae
Gene: vps72a
Product: vacuolar protein sorting 72 homolog a
Exons: 6
Coding region: 243-1388 (381 amino acids)
Biological process (GO): regulation of DNA-templated transcription; chromatin remodeling
Cellular component (GO): nucleus
Molecular function (GO): ATP-dependent H2AZ histone chaperone activity
Source: RefSeq, a predicted model, not a curated record
ACGCUUCCUCACACCGGAAGUUAGAUUGAUGUGCUUUUGUUGUCUUGUGUUCAUCUCGCCGCGUUACUUCUUUAGUAUUAUCUUCGUUUAUGAACAUGGAUUUUCAGUGAUGUGAUAUAAUAUAAUCAUUUCCUGAUUCGAUAAAGAAAUACUGCUGUGGACAUUUAUGAGUCUGCGGUGUGUUCAUGCUCAUCCGCAGGGAAUAAUCGCGAAGAGUGUUUAAAAUAGAAAUAAAAGAUUAAAUGACAUUGAAUCAACAGAGUUCAAUAAGAGUAAAGAUGAGUUUGGCGAACAGCAGAGAUCAGCGCAGCACUGCGGGCAGCCGCAUGUCUAAACUCCUGGACGCCGAAGAAGAAGAUGAGUUUUAUAAAACCACAUACGGAGGAUUCAAUGAUGAGUCUGGAGAUGAUGAAUACAGAGGUGAUCAUUCAGACACUGAAGAUGAGGUGGACAGUGAUUUUGACAUUGAUGAGGGAGAUGAACCAGACAGUGAUCAGGAGGACGACGCUCCCCGCAGAAAGAGCCGUGUCGUCACUAAAGCUUACAAGGAGCCUCUGAAGGUCUCCAAACCCAAAGUGAAGCGAGUGUCUGAAGAACCGAAGGCUGAACGAACCAAACCUGAGAGACGCCCCAUUCAUGAGCUCCAGGAGUUUGAAGAGAUCCGUAAGUCUGUGCGUAAGUCCACAAGCGAGCACACGCGCAAAACAAACCAGCGUCUUCAGGAGCGUCAGCAGGAGGCCCCGAGGAAGAGAAAAGGAACUCUGAAUGAACACGUGCUGACACAAGACGAGCUGCUGGCCGAAGCCAAACUCACUGCGGAGAUAAACGUGCGAUCACUGGAGAAUUAUGAACGCUUGGAGGCUGAUAAAAAGAAGCAUGUACAUAAAAAGAGAAAAUUCGAAGGGCCAACGAUCCGCUAUCACUCAGUGCUGAUGCCUCUUCUGCCCGACACACUGACCAAAGAGGAAAACGUGGAUGUGGAAGGAUUGGAUCAAGACACACCCCAACCCACGCCUACCUCCUCCUCGUCUGUGCAGGGGGCGGGGUCUCUGUGCUCCCGCACGUACAUCACUUUCAGCGACGAUGAUGCGUUUAACUCCGCCUUCCCCGCGUCAGCUGGUGUCACCCCGUCCCAUCCCGUUCAGGAGGUAUGUCCUGUUACCCAUAAGCCGGCGCUGUAUCGGGACCCUGUGACAGACAUCCCGUACGCAAACGCUCGAGCUUUCCGCAUCAUACGAGAGGCUUACCAGAAAUACAUCACAGCUCACGGCUUCCCCAACGCUUCUGGAAACUUCAGUGGGAACAACGACACUGAUUCGCCGGCAGCGAGCGCCGCCAAGAGCGCCCGACCCAAACUCACCAUCAAACAGGGUGUGAUCGCCACCUAGACACAAUCACACCCAUAAUUCCUGAGGUCUCACAUUAUAUCUGGUUUAACAGACGUCGUGUGCUGACGGAGCUCAGAGAUGUGUUCGCCUGUUUGAUUAUUUUCUGAGGACUUUAACACUCUUCACCAGCGUUUGCUAACUUUUGAUUUCUUACCAGUAUUUUUUACUCCGGUUUAUAAAGUUUCCAGUCAAAAUGGCAAUAAACUGAUGUUUAUAUUUA